Molecule: messenger RNA, 1791 nt
Organism: Microstroma glucosiphilum
Lineage: Eukaryota; Fungi; Basidiomycota; Exobasidiomycetes; Microstromatales; Microstromataceae
Product: SE-domain-containing protein
Exons: 2
Coding region: 1-1791 (596 amino acids)
Biological process (GO): ergosterol biosynthetic process
Cellular component (GO): membrane; endoplasmic reticulum
Molecular function (GO): flavin adenine dinucleotide binding; squalene monooxygenase activity
Source: RefSeq, a predicted model, not a curated record
AUGGCAUCUGCUUCCUCCCCCACUCUCUCCUCGUCCGCCGCUCCUCUUGCCCAAUCGCCUCUUGCAUCUCGCCCCACCUCGUAUGACUUUGUCAUUGUAGGUGCGGGAGUGGUGGGGUCAGCCCUCGCAUUUUCGCUCGCUCGCUCGGGGCGGACAGUCUGCUUGCUCGAGCGUGACCUCUCCAAGCCGGAUCGCAUCGUCGGCGAGCUUCUGCAGCCCGGAGGGGUACGAGCCCUGUCCUUGCUCGGCCUCGGCGACUGCCUAGAAGGAAUCGACGCCAUCCCUGUCGAGGGGUACCAAGUCUUCUACGGGCCUCGAAGCGUGCCCAUUGGCUAUCCAGUCGAAGACGAGUCGGAAAAGGGGCUAGGCGUGGAAAGCGUCACGGGCAAGGUAGAAGGCAGAAGUUUCCACCAUGGCAACUUCGUUGAUGCUCUUAGGAAAAGAGCCCUCGCUCAGCCAGGCGUGACUCUCAUCGAAGCCACCGUCAAGGACAUCGUCACAAACGCUUCCGGCGUCAUCGCAGGUGUCAUCGCCACGGAAAAGCAGUCCUCGUCCUCGGCUGCGCCCUCCACCUUACGCAUCGAAGGUUCAGUCACAGUGGUAGCAGACGGCUGUUUUUCCAAGUUUCGCAAGACUCAUGGCUCCUCCAUCGCUCCCACCGUCCGGUCCAACUUCGUCGCUCUCGAGCUAAUCCACGCUCCGCUACCGGCGCCAUACCAUGGCCACGUCGUACUCUCGCCGUCCGGUCCGAUUCUCCUCUAUCAGAUCAGCACUGAGCACACGAGGAUCUUGAUUGAUGUGCCAGGAGAGAAAUUGCCUUCUGUAUCGAAGGGUGAGUUGCAAGCCCACAUCCGCGACAAGGUCAUCCCCUCCCUCCCUGAAAAACUGAGACCUUGCGUCUCGAAGACUCUUGAAAGUGGACAACGGCUGCGAUCCAUGCCAAAUUCGUUCCUACCGCCUUCCAUGCAAGGCCAGACUGAAAACAGGAAGGGAGUCAUCGUCGUUGGCGAUGCGAUGAACAUGCGUCACCCUCUGACUGGAGGAGGGAUGUCUGUGGGACUGUGGGACUGUGUCCAUCUCACCCGAGCACUGGGUGGAGCACGUUGGUCCCCACCUCUGCUCGCGUCGGAGCAAUCUCAACCAAAGGACGUGACGGCCUCCGCUCCGGUUGAUCUUCACGCCUGGUCCCACUCCAUUAGGCCAGCUCUCCGCUCGUGGCACUGGUCUCGCAAACCGCUGGCAUCCGUUAUCAACAUCCUGGCUCAGGCCCUUUACUCGCUCUUUGGUGCUGACGACGAAGCACUCGCUGUCCUUCGAGAAGGGUGUUUCAAGUAUUUCGAGAUGGGCGGAGAAUGCGUUGCUGGGCCUGUGGGUCUCCUGAGCGGACUCAGACCCCGUCCAACGUUACUGGUCUAUCACUUCUUCAAGGUGGCCCUGUUCUCCAUCUGGUGCCUCUUUGCCCAUCCCAGGGCGUACGCCUCCCGCAACGGCGAGAUAGUCAGGAAGCCGGGAAUAGCUGAGUAUCCCUCGCUGGCGUUCAAGAGUCUACUCGUCUUCUACACGGCAUGCGUCGUCAUCUUACCGGUCAUCUGGACAGAGCUCAAGGCCAAUGCACCCACAUUCGAAGACGUAACAUCGUCAUCAGCGUUGGACGCUUCGCUGCGCGGCUCAGACGGUCUCAAUGACGGGGCAUUCCAUGAUCUUCUCGACCGAGUCAACUCCUCCCUCCGGCAUACUCGUAAGAGUGGCUACAUGAAUUACCUGCCUCUGCCGAAGAGGUACUUGGCAUAA